UUAUUGGGCUUGGCGGGUUGCCUGUGCGAGGCAGGAUGGAGGAUGAGGAGGAGGAGGCGCGUUCGCUGCUGGCAGGCGACGGGGCUCUCGCGCCCCCCGCCACGCUGCCCGCGAUCUGCGACCCCAGCCGCCUGGCGCACAGGCUUGUGGUGCUGCUGCUGAUGUGCUUCCUCGGUUUUGGCAGCUAUUUUUGCUAUGAUAAUCCCGCUGCCCUUCAGACUCAGGUUAAACAGGAUAUGCAGGUGAAUACCACAAAAUUCAUGCUGCUGUAUGCCUGGUAUUCUUGGCCCAACGUAGUUCUGUGUUUCUUUGGUGGCUUUUUGAUAGACCGAGUAUUUGGAAUACGAUGGGGCACCAUUAUUUUUAGCUGCUUUGUUUGCAUUGGACAGGUUAUUUUUGCUCUCGGUGGGAUAGUCAAUGCAUUUUGGCUGAUGGAAUUUGGAAGGUUUGUGUUUGGGAUUGGUGGGGAAUCUUUAGCAGUUGCCCAGAACACAUAUGCUGUGAGUUGGUUUAAAGGCAAAGAAUUAAACCUGGUGUUUGGACUCCAACUUAGUAUGGCUAGAAUUGGAAGCACAGUGAAUAUGAACCUCAUGGGAUGGCUGUAUUCUAAGAUUGAAGCUUUGAUGGGCUCCACAGGCCACACAACUCUUGGGGUCACACUGAUGAUUGGGGGUAUCACAUGCAUCCUUUCACUCAUCUGUGCACUGGCCCUUGCUUACUUGGAUCAGAGAGCAGAAAGAAUCCUUCAUAAAGAACAAGGAAAAACAGGUGAAGUUAUUAAGUUAACAGAUGUGAAGGACUUCUCUUUACCCCUCUGGCUCAUAUUUCUCAUCUGCGUCUGCUAUUAUGUUGCUGUGUUUCCUUUUAUUGGACUUGGAAAGGUCUUCUUCAUAGAGAAGUUUGGAUUUUCUUCCCAGGCAGCAAGUGCAAUUAACAGUGUUGUAUAUGUCAUAUCAGCCCCCAUGUCUCCAAUAUUUGGGCUGCUGGUGGAUAAAACAGGGAAGAAUAUCAUCUGGGUUCUGUGUGCUGUGGCUGCUACGCUUGCUUCGCAUAUGCUACUGGCCUUCACGCUGUGGAACCCCUGGAUUGCAAUGUCUCUCCUGGGAGUCUCCUACUCAUUGCUGGCUUGUGCAUUGUGGCCAAUGGUGGCGUUUGUAGUGCCUGAACAUCAGUUGGGAACUGCAUAUGGCUUCAUGCAGUCCAUUCAGAACCUUGGGUUGGCUAUCAUCUCCAUCAUUGCUGGCAUGAUUCUCGACACUCGAGGAUACCUGUUUUUAGAAGUUUUCUUCAUUGCCUGUGUUUCUUUGUCACUUCUGUCUGUGGUCUUACUGUAUUUGGUGAAUCGAGCUCAAGGUGGGAACCUUAACUAUUCAGCAAAACAAAGGGAAGAAAUAAAACUUUCACAUACUGAAUGAGAAGUUUAAAUGACUGUGUCUUGAGAAUGGACUGCACACAUCAUUGGUUGGAAAACUUCCAUUUAAAAAAAAAAUUAGUUUGGUCUUUAAGAGGUAUAAUGGUUUUGAAAGUCAUUCUAACUACAUUUUGAACAUACCUAUUUCAAAGUACAUUUGUGAGGACUGUUUUCGCCCGUGUCUCUUGUGUGCUGCUGAAGAAGCCUGCCUUGUAGUAGGCUUGUUGUGGUGACAAGUGCUCUGGGACAUUAUUGAGGACAGUAAGGAAUGAACUUUUUUGGGGGGGGCUGUCUGUACUGAGCUGAUUUUCACAUAUCAUUGGGGAUAUCGCCUUUUCUUGAAGGAAUAGAAGGGAUUAUUUUCUACACAGUAACAGUGACAUUUUAAAAGGGCUUUUUCUUCUUUUUUUAAUCCACUGGGUAACCUUUGGGAGAUAUUUUUAUGAAGUCUCUUCAUUUUCACAAAUAGCAGGUGGUCUGCUCUCCAUAACAAUGGGGUUGAUGAGCAGUACUCUUUUCUUCUUUCUUUUUUUGCCUCCAGGUUUAUCACCGCUAGAGCUCAGAGCCAGCACUCCGAAUGAAGCCACUGCUCCUGGCAACCAUUCCCCCCUCUAUUUUAUUGGAUAGGACAGAGAGAAUUUGAGAGAGGAGGGGAGGUAGAGUGGGAGAGGGGAAGAGAGACACCUGCAGAGCUGCUCUGCCUCUUGUGAAGCGUCCGUCUUGUAGGUGGGGAGCCAGGAGCUCGAACACAGAUCCUUGCACAGGUCCUUGUACUUAGUACUUAACCUGGUGUGCCAUCGCCCUGCUUCCCUGAGCAGUUCUCUUCUGAGCUGCUUUUUCUUCUGCUUCUGAAGGUAGCCAUUAGUUAGGAACAUGAUUUUGUGACCAAAACUUUCUAAAUAGUUUUUCUUAUAUCUAACAACCAAAAAGUGUCUUUUAAACUGUCCUUUAAAUCACAUACCUGUGUGCAUAAAUAAAAAAUACUGCAUGAGGAAUA
Messenger RNA from Erinaceus europaeus (western European hedgehog), 2408 nucleotides. RefSeq names its product major facilitator superfamily domain containing 1 (gene MFSD1). The transcript is spliced from 16 exons. The record is from RefSeq and is a predicted model, not a curated record. Lineage: Eukaryota; Metazoa; Chordata; Mammalia; Eulipotyphla; Erinaceidae. Gene Ontology annotation, biological process: transmembrane transport. The coding region runs from base 36 to 1415 and encodes 459 amino acids. Gene Ontology annotation, molecular function: transmembrane transporter activity. Gene Ontology annotation, cellular component: lysosome.